UGUCUUUCUCAAAAGAGAAUAUGAUCAAAUUUUAUGUCCACUUAAAUCCCAUGAACACUCAGCCUCGAGGCCAAAAUUCCUCCAAAAAAGGCACCUCUUACCUAAACCAAGACCUUGAACUACCUUUCGACCGGAUCUUCAAAAAUCCUCGUAAAAUUCCCAACAUUUUAUCCCACUCAAAACUCUCCUCUAAAUACAAACCUCGCUCAGUAAACAAAAGACCCAAACUUCAUCCUAAAAACUCCACACACAAAUACCCAAAAAUUCCUAAAAUCUCUUCUAUAACAGAAGUAAGAAGGGAAUCUAGGAAGAGCGAAGAGAGAAUUAAAAGAGUUAUAUUGAACAAAUAUGUAAACCAGCCUUCAGAGUCUGAGAAUCGAAGAAAUGGUGAAGAAUUUACCUACCUUUGUGGAAUGGAAGAGGGGAUUAAGAGGAAAGAACACAAGAAGAGGUCAAGCAAGGAAUCAGGUGAGGCGAAGGAGAGCGAAGGGGAAAUGGAAGUGGGGAAGUUGGAGUCUAGGAAUGAGGAGUGGGUUAAUGAAGGCUGCCAGACAGCAAACUAUGCGACCCCUGCUUGUGAAGCUAUCGAAAGUAGCUACAUUAUCCGGCAUGCUAUAACUAAUCCAAGAUCUCAGCAUUAUAGUAGACAACCUUCAAGUUGAUCAAGAGGGUGUAGCAGGACUACUAAAAACAAUUUUAUAAUCCAAAAACCAUCAGAUAUAGAAGGAGAUCUUUCCAGUCGAAGGAACUGUAUGCCUACUAAAAACAUCAAAUGGUAUUUAACUAAUCAGAUAGCACCCAGUAAAUUAGGGAAGCAUGCAAUAAAUCGGUAUAAAAGGAAUAAUAAAAACAAACUUUCAUCGACCGAUAAAAAUGGGCGAUUUAUAAAAUCAUUAAAGUACAAAUCCAAUCAGAAAUAAGCACAAAAGAUUUGUUGUGAAAGGCUUGCAGUACAAAGACCCUAAAAUCAUCGACAAGAACUGUAAUCUGAACAUGGUUAAGAUCUACAGCCUCUUAAAAGAGAAGCUAAGUAAACGAAUUCAAAGAAGACAGAAGAAAUCCAAAAGGACAUCUCCUGUUUUGGAGUCUUCAGUACGGGAGACUCCUCAAAGAAGUCAGAUAAAGCAAUCCCAGGCGAAACGAUUCCUUCACUUAUCACCUUUUGGAAGAGGAACUCUUACUGGUCUAGUCAGUUAUAAAGGCUCAUUCAGACAGUAA
This is a messenger RNA of Moneuplotes crassus, 1218 nucleotides long. The record is from the annotation of a GenBank genome assembly. Lineage: Eukaryota; Ciliophora; Spirotrichea; Euplotida; Euplotidae.